Messenger RNA from Fusarium vanettenii 77-13-4, 2016 nucleotides. RefSeq lists its product as uncharacterized. The transcript has 4 exons. Gene Ontology annotation, molecular function: sequence-specific DNA binding; zinc ion binding; DNA-binding transcription factor activity, RNA polymerase II-specific. Bases 1 to 2016 code for a protein of 671 amino acids. NCBI's taxonomy places the organism in Eukaryota, Fungi, Ascomycota, Sordariomycetes, Hypocreales, Nectriaceae. The record is from RefSeq and is a predicted model, not a curated record. Gene Ontology annotation, biological process: positive regulation of transcription by RNA polymerase II; DNA-templated transcription.
AUGACACAUCAGUCUCGUCGAAGACGGAACUCUCCGUCAUCGACCAGGGCGAGUCGGGUCCGCUCCGCUUCGCCAGCUCGCGAACCAGCAUCCUCUGCUCCACGCCCGUUUGGUUCUGCCCGAAUCUCUCAAGGGCGCCAUUCCAUCCCUGCCUGUGACAGGUGUCGUUCAUUCAAGAAAAAGUGCAGCCGGACCUUUCCCGCGUGCAGUCUGUGUGCCAGCGCAGGUCAGAGUUGCUCGUAUAGUGCACCACCCGCUACCCCUGAAGCCGAGGCAUUGCAGUUGAGAGCACGGGUUCAAUGGUUCAGUGACUACAUCAACCGGCACCUCAUUGAGACACACCAUGAUGCAAGAAUCGAGGAUCCCCCAAGUCUCGGUGUUCAAAUCGACGGAAGCAUUACGACUUCACCUAUUGAUUCCGAGAGUGCCCGCCCAACUGGCCGCCAGGUAUCUUAUCAGAGCUCAACAGGCACACACAAUCCAGAAGCCGAUAACUUCGCGGCAGGUCAUGGCCUACCAACUGAUGCGGCAGCUCGUCGCUUUGUCGACGCCUACUUUCGGAACGUCAACGGAGCAUAUCCUUUUGUGAACCAGGCCAAGAUACUCGAGAAUCUCGAGACACUAGGUGACCUUGCUCAAAGGCUUCGUGACUCCCAGUCUACUCUCCUCUAUUUGGUCAUGUCCAUAGGUUGCACAACUCUGGAGCGAGCCAGCCGGGUCCCUAGAGACACGGCAAAACAGUUCAAGGUGGCAUAUGCCGAGAUCAUCCAAGAGUGCGUCUGUCGGGACAGCAUCGAGUCGGUCCAGAUCUUAAUGCUACUAGCGCUCUACUCGCUAUUUGACCCGGCUGGGGCGUUAGUAUACUCCAUUGUCGGGAUUGCGGCACGGCAGGCUAUCACGAUAGGCCUGGCUCGCCGACCAGCAGAUGAAAAUACCUAUCCACCUGCUGAAACAGAGCUUCGCCACCGUCUUUACUGGAGUAUCUACGCUCUCGACCGCAUGAUGGCCGUUUCACAAGGUCUACCCGUGGCUCUCCCAGACAACGCUGACGUGCCAUUUCCCGGUCUAACGGUCGAAGAAUUUGCCAGCGGGGAGAGAAUAACAUACGCGAGGAGACUGCAGACAAGCCGACACGUCAUCCAGCUACGCCAGCUGGAAGGCCGCAUCUUGGAGCAGAUUCAUUUCAGAAGAGAGGCCGACAUUGCGGAGCUGACACCCUUGGAUAGGCGAGCAACGCUGAGUAGUUUACGGGCGACCAUCGAGGAUUGGCAUAGUCAAGGAUGCCUGAUGUCACCGAUAGGGGGCGAUAACACCACCAUCCAUAGCAGCACGACUUGGCUCAGCGCGCGGUACUACUACCUGCUCCUUCUGUUAUACUACCCAAAUCACUUCAACAGCUCAGCCGGAGCUGUAUCACGGCAGGAGCUGCAGCAAUUCGCGCAGCGCCAGCUCCAAGCGACAUCGGCGCUCUUCCAACAGCAACAGUUACCCCUCAACUGCAACACGCUCUACAGGCUUAUGCCUAUAUGCCUGGUCUUGAUGUACGACUUUGUGGCAGUAUGCCGCUCAGCAAACUGGACCGCACAGUCGGAGUUUCCCUUUCUGGCCAGGGAUGAGGUUGCAGUCGCACUAUCAGUCCUAGAAGCGUUCCCAAAGGAGUGGAGCUUUGCACACCGAGCAGCGGAUGUAGUGCGUCAGUUCGCAGGUGUCGUAUCUGGCGGGAUGGCAGCCUUCUUUUCAGAUGACGCAAUUUAUGGGGGCAAAGAGAGUCUCCCGGUUUUGAUGAAACCUUGCAUUUCACGAAUGACAUCUCUGAUGCAAGAGAUGAUGGGGAAGUCAACGUGCUUUCAGUUUGUCGAGUAUCCAUCCGAUGAUAACAAGCGAGGAGAUGGUCAAGAGGCGGCCAUCCAAGUGGCCAUAAACCGGGAUGAGAUGGAGGGCAUCCAGGAGGUUGGGAUAGGGGAUGAAAAUGUGAUUGGUUAUGGUUGGGGCGCGAUAGAUUUGGAUUUUCUAUGA